AAAAAUAGUAACGUAUUCAGACAUUCAUUUAAUGUACCCUGAGACUCAUCUAAUAUACUACGAAAAAAGUACACGGCACAAAAUCGUGUCCCAUAAUUUAUAUAUAAGUGGUAGUAAAUAAAUAUUUUAAGGUAAAGAGUGGCAGUAUUGAAAUAAAACGAAAAAGAUAGUGCUUUUAGCCUACUCAACAACGUUAAAAACGAAGGUACGUUGAUGAUGAGAAUGAGAAGAAGCUAAUUAUAAGCUAAGCUAAGAAACCAAUUGCAGGCACUACUAUACUACUACUUCUACUCUCAUAAUAAAUACACAAUGGAAUCUUCAACGUUUGACGUCAUAGUCAUCGGCGCCGGGGUCAUGGGAAGCUCCACCGCUUACCAAACCUCAAAGCGAGGCCAAAAAACUCUCCUCCUUGAACAAUACGACUUCCUCCACCACCGUGGCUCCUCCCACGGGGAGUCACGAACCAUACGCGCCACUUAUCCAGAAGACUACUACACUCAACUCGUACUUGAGUCCUACGCGCUAUGGGAAAAGGCCGAGUCCGAAAUAGGCUACAAGGUCUACUUCAAGGCCCACCAGUUUGAUAUGGGCCCAUCUGACUGCAAAAGCCUUAGAGCCGUCAUUGCCAGCUGUCUCAAAAACUCCCUCCCUCACCGGGCCUUAAAUAGCAACCAAGUGGCCCAUCAAUUCUCGGGUCGGAUUCGGAUUCCCGAUGACUGGGUCGGGGUUUACUCGGAGAAAGGUGGGGUCAUUAAACCAUCUAAGGCUGUUUCGAUGUUUCAAACUCUAGCCUUGAAAAACGGCGCCGUACUGAAGGACAACAUUGAAGUUAGAGAUAUCAAGAGGGAAGCAAACGGCGGCGUUUUGGUCACCACCGCGACUGGCGAAACUUUUCGCGGAAAGAAAUGCGUGGUCACUGUUGGGGCCUGGACCAAGAAGUUGGUUAAAAAAGUUUGCGGGGUUGAAUUACCCAUUCAGCCCCUAGAGACCACCGUCAGUUACUGGCGAAUUAAAGAUGGCCACGUGUCCGAUUAUGCAAUCGGCAGUGGUUUUCCUUCCUUCGCUAGCUACGGAGACCCCUACGUGUACGGAACUCCGUCUCUGGAGUACCCGGGUCUCCUCAAGGUCGGUGUCCACGGCGGGUUCCCUUGUGACCCGGACAAAAGACCGUGGGGACCCGGGAUUUCAAUUGAAGCCAUGAAGGAGUGGAUCGGGAAGCGGUUUUCGGGGCGGGUGGAUCCGAGCGGACCGGUUUCGACCCAGCUGUGCAUGUACUCUAUGACCCCAGAUGAGGAUUUUGUGUUGGAUUUCCUGGGUGGGGAGUUUGGAAAAGAUGUGGUUUUGGGUGGUGGAUUUUCGGGUCACGGGUUCAAGAUGGCACCCGCAGUGGGGAGGGUGUUGGCUGAUCUGGCGUUGACCGGGGAAACCGAGGGAGUUGACCUCAAGUACUUUAGGAUAGGGAGAUUUGUGGAGAAUCCUAAAGGUAAUGUCAAAGAUUAUGAGGAGCAAGUCAACCUUUUUAUUCGAUCACUCAUUUGAAGAUUCUCAAUCACCUAUUCAAAUCAAAUCUGUCCCAAUAUUCUCUGCCUUUCCUCUUUUAUUUAUUUUGUUUUUAUUAUUUUUCUUGUAUAUUAUAUAUUUAUAUUAAUAUGAUCUACUACAAUAUAUAAAUAAAUUCCUUCAACAAAAAAAAAUAUAUAAAUAAAUAACUGUGGGUGGAUAAUGAUAUAUCAUUUAUAGUAUGUAAUGUAGUAGAUCACUAGAUCAUAGUAGUAGUAGUAGAUAGUAGUAGUAGAUAGUAGUAGAGUGUUCCAUUGCUUUUAUUAUUGUUAUCAUUUUCAUUUUAUCUUUUAUUAAGCAACAAUUAUUAUUAUUAUUA
Messenger RNA from Cannabis sativa, 1879 nucleotides. Its product is annotated as probable sarcosine oxidase. Gene Ontology annotation, molecular function: flavin adenine dinucleotide binding; sarcosine oxidase activity. NCBI's taxonomy places the organism in Eukaryota, Viridiplantae, Streptophyta, Magnoliopsida, Rosales, Cannabaceae. The record is from RefSeq and is a predicted model, not a curated record. The transcript has a single exon. The coding region runs from base 310 to 1539 and encodes 409 amino acids.